CGCAGCAUGGCCCUGGGGGCGGUCAGAGGAAGCACGUUAGCGUUUACACGCCGCAUGCCAACCAGCUCAGCAACAUCGUCGCAGCAGCACGUAAUCCAAGCUGCACCCUCCCCGCCGUCUUAAAUCCGUCAUCCCGGCUCACCUUGCCGAUCAGGAUCGUGUGAGCCCCGUGGAGCCGCGCACCGAGCCUGGUACUCCCGCGGGGCCCUCGACAGUAACAUGGUCUACGGAGCGCAGCGGCGCCGCUAGCCACUCCGGGAGGAUCGUCCGCGCGGCUGCAGCCUCUCACUCGCACGCGCGCCUGCACGCCGACAGGGAGCCGCAUUUAGUUGCACAAGCCUUCUUUGCCGGUUUCACCAGGGGCUCGUGUAGAGAUUCACUGCCAUGGGAAAACAAAACAGCAAGCUCCGGCCCGAGAUGCUGCAGGACCUGAGGGAGAACACGGAGUUCUCAGACCAUGAGCUACAGGAGUGGUACAAGGGCUUCCUGAAAGACUGCCCCAGCGGCCACCUCAACGUCGAGGAGUUCAAGAAGAUCUACGCAAACUUCUUCCCCUACGGCGAUGCCUCCAAGUUCGCCGAACACGUCUUCCGUACCUUCGACACCAACAACGACGGCACCAUCGACUUCCGGGAGUUCAUCAUUGCUCUGAGUGUUACCUCACGUGGGAAGCUGGAGCAGAAACUCAAGUGGGCCUUCAGCAUGUACGACCUGGACGGCAACGGCUACAUUAGCAGGGAGGAGAUGCUGGAAAUUGUGCAGGCCAUAUACAAGAUGGUGUCGUCUGUGAUGAAGAUGCCAGAGGACGAGUCCACUCCUGAAAAGAGGACAGACAAAAUCUUCAGGCAGAUGGACCUCAACAAUGAUGGUAAGCUGUCCCUGGAAGAGUUCAUCAAAGGUGCCAAAAGCGACCCCUCCAUCGUGAGGCUACUGCAGUGUGACCCCAGCAGCGCGUCACAGUUCUGAGUGUCCCCCUGUCAGAGGGAAACAAACACAAAAUGCAUGAAGGUUCCUGUCAUAUUUUUCUUGUGUACGAGAAGAAAGAGUCAAAUGAAAAACAAAAGCAUUAUCAUUUUAAUUUUUCAAAAAUAAGAGGAACGUAAUAAGAAGAAAACGUUUGAAGCAUCACCUGUCGGCUGUCAGUCAUCUGCUAAGCUCCGGAAGAGAGGGACGGAUGGGUGGAUGGUGAAAUCAAAAGUUGUAGGACUGGACAGUGAAGAGGGCAGCGUUUGGCAUGAUCUGUAUUUCUGGGUGACGAUUUCGCUCUGUUAUCCUCGUAUGGACCUGCUUUGUUUUUGCUCGUUUUCCUUAACGCACAGAUUUCAAUCCACUUUUAUAUCCAUAUUCACCUGUAUAUGAAAUGCGAAUGCAUCCAAAAGCGUGGUAUUAUAUGUUUUUAUGUAUGCAGUCACCAUGAAGGCAGCAUUCAUUUAGAUUUGCUCCUCUGAACCCAAGGCAGGUGUACGUCAGCUAAGCAGUUCCUGGAGUUUUCGCGACUGGAGUUUAUGAUUUUCUCACAAAGGAAGGAAAACAGGCUGAAGACACAGUUGUUGUUUUUUUUUUCAUUUUUUUGGUCAUUGUUUUGUAUAAUUUUAUUUUCGUAGUGUAUUUAUUUUUGUGCUUUUUUUUUUCAGAGGAUGAUAAUCAUACCGCAGCCAUUGGGAUAAGCGAGACUUAAAGACUCAUUUGCCCGCAUUCAUCCAGUUACCAUUCUGGGCUGUAAUUCUACCAUUUUACCAUUCUACCAAGCUUUGCACUGAAUUGUGGGAAGGAUUUGCUGCAGGGGACUUUAUUUUUCCUGUGAACCGUACAUGUAGGAUUAGCGAAAGCAGUAGCUUAGCUGAGGGCACAGUGCUUGUGCGCAGUGUGUGUGUGUACGCGUGUGCGCGUGGGGAAAGCUGAACACCGCAAGAUUUUUGUUAUGACUUUUAGCAGUGACAUCAGUGUGUUUUACCAGGCACUGCAUUGUGUACCAAAAAAAAAAAAAAAAAUAGAAAUAUUAUGUUUGUUCAUGAAUACAUAGCACCCGCUGAUAUUAGAGCUCAACAAGGAAGAGAAUGUAUUAAAUAUCCUGUUUACACAUGCACCCCUUCUAAUGGGUUUAGAUUUUUUUUCCCCUCAUCGUAUAGGAGAAAACAUUUAAUUCAACAACAGGGGGGAGGAAGCAGAUUCUUUGUCCUACACAGCACUCGGCCGACUGAGAGCAGAUCUGCUGUUAGCUUGUUAGCACUUUAGCGUGUUAGCGUGUUAGCAUGUUAGCGUGUUAGUGCAGAUGGUCCCAUUUUACAAUGAGCCGCUCACUGGGAACAUUGCUGGCGCAGCACACUCCUGCUGCUGCGGGGAGCCUGCGAGGGCCCACUUACAGGUAGCAAUCGCUGCAGAGGCACUGCAUCUCCGAGGAGCUCCAACGCUAGCUUGUCAAGCUAACCUUCCAUUACACACAUGUUCCUUUUGUUCUCUUGUUGCAUGAUAAUCAUGAGUUCUGUUCCCCCCCCCCCUUACCCCUCCCCCUUCCCUACCUCUUUUGAUGUAAAAUAUACUUCAGUUACACAUUU
Brienomyrus brachyistius is the source of this 2555-nucleotide messenger RNA. It is a transcript of the gene hpca, whose product is annotated as hippocalcin. The record is from RefSeq and is a predicted model, not a curated record. The transcript has 5 exons. Lineage: Eukaryota; Metazoa; Chordata; Actinopteri; Osteoglossiformes; Mormyridae. Gene Ontology annotation, molecular function: calcium ion binding. The coding region runs from base 385 to 966 and encodes 193 amino acids.